Molecule: messenger RNA, 5212 nt
Organism: Chelonus insularis
Lineage: Eukaryota; Metazoa; Arthropoda; Insecta; Hymenoptera; Braconidae
Product: protogenin-like
Exons: 23
Coding region: 1552-5091 (1179 amino acids)
Biological process (GO): cell-cell adhesion
Molecular function (GO): protein binding
Source: RefSeq, a predicted model, not a curated record
AUUAAUAUUCACACACUAUUAAUAAAUUUAAAAUAAAACAAAGAAAAUUUCCACAGAAGUAACGAGAACUCUUUGAGCUGCUUUUAAAGAGACAGCAAGGAGACAACUGUCUUCUUACUUGUAUGAAGCACCUUGAAGAACUGAAGCUCCUGGUGAAGUAAGCCCAACUUAUAUGUUUAAAAUUUUUGGUACUGGAUGGGGAGUUUUCAGUAUUUGCACUAAAACCAGGGAAAUGCAGGUCUUUCAGUUUUGCAGUUUACAGCAGGAGUGUGCUAUUGAGACUUUUCGAAAUCUCUGUGACUAAUUUCUUGGGGCCACUAGUGGUAUUAAAAGAACACGAUUCCUGACUUUUGUUUAUUGAAGAAAAUUUAAUUUUAGAAUAAAAUAUUAUUUAACAUUAUGGAUAGAAUUUAACAUUUGCACAAAAUGAAUCUUACUAGCAAAGUAAACGAGAUAAAUUAUAUGGAUUGUAUACUAGGUUUUAAUGAGGGUUCAAAAUUUCUCCCAUUUUCAUUUACUCUUGUGCUAAUAAAAGAAGCCAUAAAGCUCGUGUCAAGGAAGACUCCGUUCUGACCUGAUAUAAAGAGAAAUUUCUGACCUGCAAACUUAACUAUUAUUAAGGAUUUAGGACAUAAAUUAGUGAAGCUUACAAUGUAUUGACUUUAUGGCGAAACAAAGAAUACAAUGGUGUAAAACCUUGGAACUUGCAUUAGCAAAAGGGUCAAAAUGACACAAUAGCUUUUCAUAGUUUGAAAUCUCAUAGAAUUGAGGUAUAAUUAUUAUACUUGGCCAUAUACAAGUAGUUAACAAACCGUAAAAAUAGAAAAUAAAUGGUAUUUAACAUUAAAUUUUACUGCAAAAAGAAUUGGUGAGUAGUAACGAAAGAAAGAAUGAAUUAAUAUUUUCAUUAUUAUUUAUCAAUUUCAUUAGAUUCAGAUAAAAUGUACUGCAGUAACGGAGAAAAUUUAGAAUGCUCCUUCUUUUAAAUUUUUGAGUAUUUUAAAAAGAAAUUUUUAUUCGCGCUCAAAGCACAUAAAUAGACAUAUUCGCAUAGAGAGCGCGCGAAUCGGAUAAAACACUAUCGCUGAUGCAAACAUGAAACCUGUGAAUAAGGAAGAAUUCACAUGUAAAGACAACCGGAGACAAGGGUUGCUCUGAUCGCGUGUUGAUUUGAGACCUGUUCGACGUAUUUUCAGUUCUAUUAUACAUCGUAACAUAAAUACAACUCACGUGCAUUGGUGCAUUUCUUAUUAAUUUUGUGAGCUAUUAUAACAAUCCGUUGGUGUUAAAUUCGUUGAUAGAAUUGAUAUAUUUUUUCAAGUUGAUUAAGUCUGUAAGGAGGUUCAAUACAGACCGUGUCUCAAUCGUAUGAUCACGGGGCGAGGGUCUGGCAAACGGAACGGCGAGAGUAAAACUAAAAAAUAUUACAAAUCGUCCGUCAUGUCGAUUAUGCGGCGAAAACAAUCUCGAGAUAUGAUGAAAAUGAUGUGGAGUUGUGUACUGAGUAAAAUUCGUCAGUAAAGUAAACAAGUCGCCGAUGAGUUCAGAUUUAUGGCGGCGCGAGUGUUUUUGCUCGGCAUCUUGUUUACGGAAGUGCUUGAGCCUAUUUGCUGCACUGCAGGUGGUAGAGGAAUUGUUAAUAAUUUGAACAACAAAAAUGGAUCUAAAAAAGACGGGUUAAUGUUGAAUUUGAGUAAAAAUUCAAUUCAAAGUUUACAAAUAGAACCUGGAGGAUAUGCUGUACUUGGAAAUCGGGGUAUUACUCUUAAAUGUCUGACUAAUAAUAUUCACAAUGUCACGUGGCUUUAUAAUAAUCAACCGGCACCACCAUGUGGAAUUACACGAUGUAAUCGUCUUGACGAUGAUUCGAUUCAUCUUUAUAAGAUACCAAGUAUAAAAUCGGCCUUGAAAAUUAAUAAAUGGAAUCAAACGAAUUUUGAUCAAUUGGAGAAACAUGAAUAUCGUUGCAUUGGACAAACUUCUUCCGGUGGAUAUUUACGAUCGGCACCGACUUAUAUUCAAAUUGCAGAACUUGCACAUGUCUUUAAACGUCCACCAAUUGAUGUCAUUGUACAUGAAGGCGAUAUUGCUAGAUUAUUUUGUCUUAUUGAUAGCGUACCAUUCCCAUCAAAUAUUAAAUGGCAUCAUAAUGGAAAACCUAUAUACUCUGAUCGUAAUAAUACAAAAUAUUUUAUGGUACCACCAGGUGUUCUUUAUAUAACUGCAACAAAACAGUCUGACGCUGGUUUAUAUAGGUGUAUAGCUACUAAUAGUUUUAUAAAAAAAACCAAAAAAAGUAAAGAAGCAAAACUCACUGUUACUUCAAGACUAACAGGCAAUGAGACUAAAAUUAUUGCCUCAUUACUCCCUCAGGUAUCUUAUAAUUAUACUUUAAUCAAAGGAUCGAAUCUCACUCUCGUGUGUGCAGUAUCUGGUUAUCCAUUAUCAAUUAUUAAGUGGUUAUUUAUUUCUCAGCAUAAUAAUAAAGUUAGUUCAGCACAACCGCGAAUUCUUCUUAAUUCCACUACUGGUAUCAGUAUACUUACAUUAAAAAAUGUCAGCAUUUUUCAAGCUGGCAUUUAUCUGUGUUCAACAGAAAACGCUGUGAAUGGUGCUAUGGAAAUUCAAAAUAUUACUGUCAAUGUAAUUAUUCCUCCAAUAUUUAUCAAAAAGCCUAUAGAUCAAAAUUGCCCGAAUGGGAGAACUGCAAGAUUUGAAUGUCAAGCUCAAGGAAUUCCCAAUCCAAAAAUUUAUUGGCUAAAAGAUGCUAAAAACAUUACCAUUAAUGGACGGAGAACAGUUUAUUAUAAAGAAAAUAACAAAGUAGAACUAGCGAUUGCGGCUACCGUGCCAUCAGAUUCAGGCGACUAUCAGUGUGUUGCAAUUAAUCCUGCGGGCGAAAUUUGGUCAGCCGCACGACUCCAAAUUAAUGCAUCAAAAAAUAGUCCACCAGUACCAACAUCAUUACGAUGUUAUGCUUCUUCACCCCUAAAAAUUUCCAUUUCUUGGUUGCCACCAAAAUCUAUGACACCUGGAAGUAUUAAAGCCUAUACCGUCCAUUAUAGUCCAGCAGAGGGUGGUAAAGAGGAGGUCUCACCAGAGCCAGGUAAUUCUACGACCGUUGAAGUAACGAAACUUCUUGAGCCUUAUACAAAUUAUUCUUUUUACGUACGUGUAUGGAGUAGUCAUGGAGCUAGCGAUCAAUCAGCAACGAUAGUAUGUGCAACAGCACCGAGUGUUCCAAAGACAGCACCAAAAGUUUACAUUGACGUUUUAAGUAGUACAAAAAUAAACAUUACAUGGCAACCUUUAACAAAAAAGGAAGCUAGAGGUGUUGUCGUUGAAUACAAAAUUCAAUGGAGGCUUCAUGAUCAUCCAUCAUCUCGAGUAGUUUUCGUUCCAGCAAAUGUUGAACAUCAUGUGUUAGAAGAUUUACUGCCGGGUGCCCAAUAUGAUUUACGAGUUCUAGCAAGGACAGAGCAAGGAUGGCCGAAUAUAACUGAAGGAUAUUUUGGAUGGACUACCGUAGUUAUGCCAACUAACGAUUCAAUAAAUUAUAAUAUUAGGAAUAGUUUGGAUAUUGAGGUCAUCAAUAUAAAUGCAUCUCACUUAAAGAUAAAAUGGAAAAUCAAAGAAAAUGAAAAUCAUGAAAUAUUUAAAUUCGAUUCUUGGCAAAUUUACUGUGAAAAUUUAAACGGUAAUAAAUUAUUUACCGUUUUACUAGACAAAAAUUCGACAGAAUAUUUAUUUUCCAAUCUUGAACCGAAUAUUUCGUAUACUGUUGGCUUAUGUAUUGUCAUAAAUGGUAUAUCAAGUGAUUGUAUUUUAAAAAUCGUAAAAUCAAAUCAUUACAAAUCAACAAAUAACAUUCCCAUGACUUUAGAAGCCAUUCCAUUGUCAUCAACAUCAAUUCAAAUAACUUGGGAAACGAUUAAUAAAACUAAUUUUGAUGUAUUUCAAAUAUGUUACCAACCAGUUCAUUAUGUGAAUAAUAACGCUUCUACGUGUUUUUAUACAAAUGAUACCAAAAUAAUUAUUGGUAAUUUGAAAGCUUUCACUUUGUACCGUUUUAAAAUAAAAUUAUUUAAAAACAGUACUGAUGUAAAUAAUGAAGCUUAUGAAAGCAUUGAAUGUUACACAAGUGAAGAUGUGCCAGGACAACCAGAAGAAGUUGAAGGUUUUCAAGACGGUUCAAAAAUACGGGUAGUGUGGAAAAAACCCAGUAUAGUUAAUGGUGUAAUAAUUACAUAUUUGGUAUCUUAUCAUUCUUCCGAUUUUAUGGAAUCAACUGUGACCUGGAAUAAUGUGACAGUACCAGGAAAUAAAACUUUUGCUGUUUUACCUGAAUUACCAGUGGGUAGACGAUAUUAUAUUAAAGUAUAUGCAGCAACAAGAGUUGGCUACGGACAACCCUCUGAUCCAAUUGUGGUUUUUACAAAAAUUAAUUUAUCAAAAUCAUCUACAUCAUCCGAUAAACAAGAUCCACCGAUCAAACCAAAACCAGAUCAGAGUCUUGGUAUAAUUUUGGGAGUUGGGAUAAGUAUUGGCUUUAUAACCAUUAGCUUAUGUACUAUAUACUGUCGCAAGAAAUGGGAGCAUUUUAGAUCAUUAGGAGAAAGUGCACAACCAUUUAAAAUGCAUAUAUUUUCAAGACAAAACAAUACCUGUUUUGGUUAUGAAUCUUCUACAUCAGCAAGUCAGCAAAUCAAUAAUCCAAUAAGUUGUAAUGAAAUUGAAUUGGCUGUGUUGUGUCCUUCAUCGCCGACAUCAACAAAUCCAACGUCCGAUAGUAAAGGUGCGCUUUUUAAUGGUAUUGAAUCCGGUGCUAAACAACCACUUUUAACAUUUUCAAAUUCAAAUGUUAAACAUAAAGACCAAAAAAUGACGAAAAACAUUCAGUAUAAAAAACAAGAUGAUUCUAUUUUAAAGAAGCAAUUAAAAUUAGAAACUGAUUUAAAUAAUACGAAUUCAACAUUGAUAAAUUGUACGUCAGUGCAAAGUACCAGCAGUUUGAAUAACAAUUUAGACUGUUCGUCUACACCAAUAAUAAGUUUACCAACAAUACUUCCUGUUACAGAAAUAAAUGGUUAACAUUAAUGUGCAGCUCAAUCAAUUUAAAAAAAAGUAUUUAAGGAAACACGGUAUGUGAAAAAUUAUUUUAUUUUAAUUGAUUUUUUAAUUACUUCAAAAAUGAAUUAUUUGAAACAGAAAA